Molecule: messenger RNA, 954 nt
Organism: Trichobilharzia regenti
Lineage: Eukaryota; Metazoa; Platyhelminthes; Trematoda; Strigeidida; Schistosomatidae
Source: the annotation of a GenBank genome assembly
AUGGGAUCACGUGCUCGAUCAAAAAGUCGAACAUACUUCUCCCAAGUUGGUGAUCACUAUGUGGACGGCAAGAGCAAGCAGCUGUUGUUCCAAGAAGCUCCAGCAUGUACAAUGGGAAGAACUAUACUGAAGAAUGGAGAAGCUUUUGAUCCAAAUGCAGCUGAUAGCCUCAUAGAACGACAUUACAAAAGGCGAAAGUCUCAUGGUUCUAUAUUCUGCUUAGUAGACAGAGUACGAUUUCAAAAAAGUCGAUCAACCGGAUCUAAUUCGUACAGACCUGAUUUAACUUAUAGAGAAAUCAAACAUUUUUAUGAACAUAGAAGUCGACCAGACUGCUUUACUUUAGGGAUAGAAGAUGAAAAAACUGGUAGACGUACAUAUGAGUCGUAUAAAUGUAAACGAGCUGAAGAUGUUGGCUUACUGCGUAAUACAAUUAUGAAAGCUCAACAGGAUCCGCAAUUUAUACUGAGGGACAGCACACCUAUCCGUCAGAUCUCUGUAUCGCCAACUUAUUACCGUGAGUCUCCACCUCGCAACCCUCCAGUUACAGUUAUCACUGUUCCACAAGAACCAACUAGAACAUACGUUGAGCGAGUCCGCUCUCCUUCACCAGUAUACAUUAGACCAGUGACUCGACAAAUUGUACGUCGUUCGCCUACUCCAGAAGAAGUUUAUGUGUAUCGUAAUAGCAGACCAGUUAGUAUUGAACGUAAAUACGAAACAAGAGAGCGAAGUAGACCACGUAGUGUUACAAGUUACAGACCAACGUCUAGUCCAGGAGUGGUCGACGAUGUUACUUAUUUAAAAGCGGAUAAUCAAACAGGAGCUCAAGUUACAUCACAUGGCCCAAUAUACAUGUAUGUUUCAAGAUCAAGAGCUCCAGAUGACAUCAUUUCGUCACCAGACAUAUCAAGUUAUCAAAAUUCGAAACGCAGCAUCUAUUAUGACAGAUAA